AUGUGUGGAGUGGGCAAGUUCUGUGAGCAAUGGGGUCUUGAUGCCCGCAACGAAUGCCACAGAUGCGGCCAACCUGAAGAUACGCUUCAUGCCCUGCGAUGCUCCUGUCCUUUGGCAGCUGAGGCUUGGUCCGCCAGAGCCCUUCACCUUCAGUCUUGGAUGACCGCGGAAAUGACGGCCCCCACCAUUGCUAAUGCAAUCCUUCAAUUCUUUCAGACCAUCAGGGGUCUGGCCAUCUCCAUUGACCAAGUUGGCAACCACAUCCACACUUCCCGCCCCCAGCCUUUGGCUUGCGUCAUUCCCAAUGCAUCAUUAGAACCACUGUCUUCUCAAGGGUCUUCUUUCCAAACUCUUGGCGCCCCUCCAGCAGGACCACUUCCACAGCCUCAACAGCCUUUGCACCGGUACCUGGUGGGCGGCUAA
This is a messenger RNA of Cylindrotheca closterium, 423 nucleotides long. Lineage: Eukaryota; Bacillariophyta; Bacillariophyceae; Bacillariales; Bacillariaceae. The record is from the annotation of a GenBank genome assembly.